Sporothrix brasiliensis 5110 is the source of this 537-nucleotide messenger RNA. RefSeq lists its product as uncharacterized. Bases 1 to 537 code for a protein of 178 amino acids. The record is from RefSeq and is a predicted model, not a curated record. The transcript is spliced from 2 exons. NCBI's taxonomy places the organism in Eukaryota, Fungi, Ascomycota, Sordariomycetes, Ophiostomatales, Ophiostomataceae. Gene Ontology annotation, cellular component: nucleolus. Gene Ontology annotation, molecular function: RNA binding.
AUGGGCGAGGGGCAAGGGCACGCACCAGCUAACAACAGUCGAUCCGACUUCCGACACAGCUACACACCUCUUGUGGAAAACCUGAAGCUGCAGGUGCGGAUGAACAUCAAGACCAAGGCGGUGGAGCUGCGGACGUCCAAGAGCACGACGGAGACGGGCGCGAUCCAAAAGGGCGAGGACUUUGUGCGGGCGUACGCCAUGGGCUUCGAGGUCGAGGACGCCGUGGCCAUCCUGCGGCUCGACGGCAUCUACAUCCAGUCGUUUGAGAUCAAGGACGUCAAGACGCUCGAGGGCGACCACCUGGCGCGCGCGGUGGGCCGGAUCGUGGGCAAGGACGGCCGGACCAAGUACGCCAUUGAGAACACGACCAAGACGCGGAUUGUCGUGGCGGGCGGUUCCAAGAUUCACAUUCUGGGCGGCUUCAAGGAGAUUGGCAUGGCGCGGGAAAGCGUGGUCAGCCUGAUCCUCGGCAAACCACCAGGCAAGGUGUACGGCAACCUGCGGUCGAUCAGCGCACGUCUCAAGGAGCGGUUCUAG